AUGUCCUUGAGCAAUGCUGCGGUCUCGCUGGACUGUUCCGACAACAUUUCCAUCGCAACUACUUCAACUACUACGUCGACACCCAUCGAGAAAGAGGAGGGUCCUGUCGUGGUACCUCCAAAGUCACCAUCGCUAUCACCAUCACUACCACCAUCACUACCACCAUCACCAUUAUUAUCACAACCAGAAGAAAAACAACAAGCUAUUCUCGACUCAGAAAACCCCCUUUCUUCUCCAGAACACCCUGAUAAGCAACCAGAGGAAACAGAACAAGAACAAGAAUAUAACAAGGAGCAGAAAGGAAAACAAGCAGAACAAGCAGACCAAGCAGAACAACAUCAAACUGAUUCAACUAAAUCCUCAAGCGCUACUGAGUCUCCCCUUGAGGCAUUCAAACCCAAAGAACAAGUCAUAAGCUUCGACUUCCAGGAUUCCCCACUCCUUGCGGAUGACGAGGUGGAUGAUGAUGAGGGCGAGUAUAAUCUGUCAGGGAAAGCCUUGGAGGGGGAAAUGGUACAACUGUCUAAAAUUCGUGGACGGGAGCGAGAACCACUGCCGGGCGCCAAACGCGUUUUGAAGAGAGUACGUGUACGGAAAGACACGUCAUCAUCCAAGCGGCGAACGAAGAAACACAAUCUCCGCGCAACGAUGAAUUCAGCCGUCAUUGCAGAGAAGUUAGCGGCGGAAAGGGGUGAACGGAGUGGAGGAAAGGAGAUAAGGAAGGAGAAGAAGAAGGAACGGUUGGCGGCUGUGGUGGAAUGGAAGCCGAUUGUUGAACCGGUCUCGAAGCCGCGAGCACGGCCUAGCGGACUGAGGUUCAGCGAGAAUUGUUAUUCUGACCAGGAGGAUGAUGAGGGGCAAGGGUCAGAGCCAACUGGGCACAAGAGAAAGAGGGAGGAUCAGGAUUUGGGCGACGAGGACGACGACGAGUCUCUGGGUGGAUCUGCAGACAAAUAUGAAGUCCCAGAAAAACGACAACACCAAAGUCAUCCUGAAUCUAGUACUGAGACGGGUACUUUGCCGAAUCCACCAUGUGUCACUACUACUUGA
Molecule: messenger RNA, 1050 nt
Organism: Morchella sextelata
Lineage: Eukaryota; Fungi; Ascomycota; Pezizomycetes; Pezizales; Morchellaceae
Exons: 1
Coding region: 1-1050 (349 amino acids)
Source: RefSeq, a predicted model, not a curated record